AUGUUACGGAUUUGUUUGAUUUGGCUGGUCUCCAGUUUCUUUGCGGGUAACUUUGAAGAGCUGCGUUCUUCUCUCUGAAUUUUUAAGGCAAAUGUUGCAAAUCCACUAACUUGUUUUAUGCCUCUCAUUCCAGAAUCCAGUGGGCAGAUUGUCAUCACUCAGACACCGCCUUCUUUACAGGCAAGUCCUGGGGACAGAGUGACAAUCCAGUGCAAAGCUGCCUCUUCUGUCAGUAUCUAUAUGGCCUUAUAUCAGUUUAAAUCAGGACAGAAGCCCAAGCUACUGAUUUAUGAGGGUUCAACCCGUUUUGAAGGGACCCCUGAUCGCUUCAGUGGCAGCCGAAGCGGCAACGACUUCUCCUUCACUAUCAACGGUGUCCACGCCGAGGACGAAGGGGUUUAUUACUGUGGCCAAAGCUACAGCUUUCCUCUACACAGUGAUACACUUCAGUACAAAAACCAGCUCAGUGGCCUAAGACAGAAGGAAGGAAGGAAUGACUGUGGGUGUCUUGCAGCAACAGCAGCAUUCUGCGGUAGAACAUCUUUUUCCAGGUCAGAUUGUUCCAGGUUACAUCCCUGGCACUAUCAGCAACAGCAAAAGCGAGGAACCCCUGGCAAAUACCCUUUUGAGCCCUGUCAGACUUGGAUUACAUUGACAGAGAGUGAUAUGGAUGAAUCCAGUACCUCUCUCCUAACCUAA
This is a messenger RNA of Podarcis lilfordi (Lilford's wall lizard), 699 nucleotides long. NCBI's taxonomy places the organism in Eukaryota, Metazoa, Chordata, Lepidosauria, Squamata, Lacertidae. The record is from the annotation of a GenBank genome assembly.